Molecule: messenger RNA, 957 nt
Organism: Trichoderma asperellum CBS 433.97
Lineage: Eukaryota; Fungi; Ascomycota; Sordariomycetes; Hypocreales; Hypocreaceae
Biological process (GO): fatty acid metabolic process
Molecular function (GO): L-gulonate 3-dehydrogenase activity; NAD+ binding
Source: RefSeq, a predicted model, not a curated record
AUGCAGCCGUCUAUCAGAACUGUUGGUGUGGUGGGCACCGGUGUUAUUGGUGCGAGCUGGACAGCGCUUUUCCUUGCGCGUGGACUAAAGGUCCUGGUCUCUGAUCCCGCUCCGGGCGCCAAAGAACGCCUUUUUGCAUAUCUCCAGGAAUCAUGGCCAAUGUUUGAAGGUCUGGGCCUGCACAGGGACGCGUCGAUUUCCAAUUGUACCUUUGUAGGCGAAAGCCUGGAAGAUCACUGUGGCGAAGUGGACUUUAUCCAAGAGAACGCGCCGGAACGACCAGACUUGAAGCGGAAGCUACUGGGACUGCUGGACGCAAAAACGAAGAAGCAUGUUGUCAUUGCCUCUUCGUCUUCGGGUAUUCCUUCUUCGCAGUUUAUUAGCGAAUGCAAGUAUCCUGAACGCGUUCUGAUCGGUCAUCCAUUUAAUCCACCACAUUUGAUGCCCCUUGUCGAAGUUGUUCCACAUACUGGGACAAACGCGUUGACGGUUGAUGUAGCCAUGUCGUUCUAUAAAACAAUGGGGAAAAGCCCCGUUUUAGUAAACCAGGAAUGUCCUGGAUUUGUGGCAAACCGUCUUCAAGCAGCUCUGGCCACCGAAGCUUAUAGUCUCGUUAAGAGGGGAAUCGUGUCCGCCGAAGCUUGUGACAUUUGUGUUACCACAGGCGUUGGGCUUCGAUGGGCUUUUACGGGUCCCUUCAUGACCAACGUGCUUGGUGGAGGCGGGGGGGAGAAUGGAUUCCGUCACCUUUUGGCUCAUUUGGGGCCUGCUAUUGAAGGAUGGGUUAAAGACAUGAAAGAUCAUGCAUUUGAGUUCAGCGAGGAAAAUAUUCAAAAACUGGAUAACAGCGUGCAUAAAAUGUUGGAGUCCACUGACGUUAAGGAAGUCGAGCAUCAGCGAGACAAAGCUCUUAUCGACCUUAUCAACCGCAAAAAAGACCUGGGGGCCCUAAAAUAA